Messenger RNA from Haliaeetus leucocephalus (bald eagle), 1612 nucleotides. It is a transcript of the gene MEF2D, whose product is annotated as myocyte enhancer factor 2D. The record is from RefSeq and is a predicted model, not a curated record. Lineage: Eukaryota; Metazoa; Chordata; Aves; Accipitriformes; Accipitridae. Bases 31 to 1575 code for a protein of 514 amino acids. The transcript is spliced from 10 exons. Gene Ontology annotation, biological process: cell differentiation; positive regulation of transcription by RNA polymerase II. Gene Ontology annotation, molecular function: RNA polymerase II cis-regulatory region sequence-specific DNA binding; DNA-binding transcription factor activity, RNA polymerase II-specific; protein dimerization activity.
UCCCGGGUGCGGUGAGGAUUUCCGGAGAAGAUGGGGAGAAAAAAGAUCCAGAUCCAGCGGAUCACGGACGAGCGCAAUCGGCAGGUGACCUUCACCAAGCGCAAGUUUGGCUUGAUGAAGAAAGCCUACGAGCUGAGCGUCCUCUGUGACUGCGAGAUCGCCCUGAUCAUCUUCAACCACUCAAACAAGCUGUUCCAGUAUGCCAGCACCGACAUGGACAAGGUGCUGCUCAAGUACACCGAGUACAAUGAGCCCCACGAGAGCCGGACCAACGCGGACAUCAUCGAGACAUUAAGAAAGAAAGGUUUUAACGGCUGUGACAGCCCGGAGCCCGACGGCGAUGACUCGAUAGACCAGAGCCCCUUGAUGGAGGAUAAAUACCGUAAAGGCAGCGAGGAUCUGGAUAUCCUGUUCAAGCGAUACGGUUCCACAGUGCCCGCUCCGAACUUCGCCAUGCCCGUGACGGUGCCGGUGACCAACCAAAACACGCUGCAGUUCAGCAACCCGGGCAGUUCGCUAGUGACCCAGUCCCUGGUGACCUCCUCGCUGACGGACCCCCGGCUCCUCUCGCCGCAGCAACCGGCGCUGCAGAGAAACACCGUGUCCCCGGGGCUGCCACAGAGGCCAGCCAGCGCAGGGGCGAUGCUUGGGGGAGAUCUGAACAACACGAACGGAGCCUGCCCGAGCCCCGUGGGAAACGGCUACGUGAGUGCCAGAGCCUCUCCAGGUCUCCUUCCCGUGUCCAACGGCAGCAGCUUGGGCAAGAUCAUCCCAGCCAAGUCCCCGCCACCGCCCUCCCACAGCACGCAGCUCGCCACCAACAGCCGCAAGCCAGAUUUACGUGUGAUCACCUCGCAGAGCGGGAAGGGGCUAAUGCACCAUUUGACGGAGGACCACUUGGCUCUGAAUACGCAGCGGUUAGGUGUCUCCCAAGCAACUCACUCUUUAACCACACCGGUUGUUUCUGUGGCUACUCCGAGUUUGCUGACGCAGGGGCUGCCUUUCUCUGCUAUGCCUACAGCGUACAACACAGAUUAUCAACUGACAAGCGCCGAGUUGUCUUCACUGCCAGCGUUCAGCUCACCUGGUGGGCUGUCCCUCGGCAACAUCUCUGCUUGGCAGCAGCAACAGCAGCAACAGCAGCAGCAGCAGCAGCAGCAGCAACAGCAGCAGCAACAGCAGCAGCAACAGCAGCAACAGCAGCAGCAACAGCACCUGGUUCCUGUAUCACUAGGAAAUUUAAUACAAGGGAGUCACUUGUCCCACACCACCACUUUGACUGUCAACACCAACCCCAACAUCAGCAUCAAGUCGGAACCCGUCUCGCCCAACCGGGAAAGAAACACUGCUACCCCGCUCAGCACCUUCCCCCACCAGCCCCGGCACGAGCCCACCGGCCGCUCGCCCGUCGACAGCCUCAGCAGCAACACCAGCUCCUACGAAGGCAGCAGCGAGCGGGACGAUCCUGCCCGCCCCGAUUUCGGCUCAUCCCUGGGCCUCCUGCGACCCACCAGCGAGCCCGAGGGGGAAAGCCCCUCUGUAAAGCGUAUGCGGUUGGAUACCUGGGUCACAUAACGGGUCCCCGCCGUCCCUGGGAGUGUCGCCGGCUCGC